AUGGACGAAGAAUCAUAUAACCCCGAAGUACUCCAUGAGGACGAUGACGACCAUACAGUUGAACCGAAUGGUGUAUCAGGAGACGUAAUUACCGUGGACCAAGAGUACGCCGAUGCAACUGGGGUAUUUCAAGAAAAUCUGAACGUGCUGCAAAACCUGAAUCUACAACCCCACCCGGGCGACCCUCUCGAGGAAUACCUUAAUAUCUCAAAAACCUUGUCGUCUUGGAUGACCACCAAGCUGUCAAACUUCCCCGAUAUUCCACCGAAAUCCACAAACCCAAUAGACCUCGACUCCGUAAAUUCCUCCAAUGAAUCUUUGAGCAUGAUAGAGGUGGAAAUAAUAAACCGACAGCCCGAUUAUUAUCAGUUAAAUGGUCUCUUGUCAGAAACAACCAUCGAUCUCCCCUCAAUAAAAGAUCAUUCAACGGCCAUAGAAAAAUUAUGGCUGACCUUUUUGGACUUGGUGAAGUUGGGAAAGCUCAGGUGUCAGGAGUUGAAAUGGGUGGCCGAGCUGAGAGCGAAGGUGGAUGGUAUUGAUGUUGAGGUUAAAAAGGUGGAGGCUAUGUUGGAUGGUGUCGAGGAAUCAAGAAAGAAAACUCACGAUGACGGUGUCAACACGACCGCCGCUUCCGCGGUGAAUACCUCCAGCAGCGGUGUUCCAUCAGUCAGCAAUAGUGGUAACGUCGACUCUUUGAGUGAUGUAGCCGUCACCGGUAUCGUUUUCUCAUCUUCUCUGUUGGACGAGUGGUAUACCAAGGUUGUUGCCGUGGAAGAAUCGGUGCACGAACUGGAAGCAAAGGUGAAAGAGGUCACCCAACUUCGUCAACAUGAUCGAUUUAGUCCUCCCAGUGAUUUGGUCAAUCACAUUCAACUCAUAAUCACCUCCGAUGUGCCCGAUUUGAGGAACCGAAUUAACGUCACCAAACAAACUCUGGCCCACGAUCGUCGUAUUGGAAGGUGGUUUGACGGUUCAAAUGAAGCUGACAAGGUGAUCGCGGACACUCUGAGUGAGUUGAAGAAAUUCGAAGUUCCCGAUUUCGUCAACAAGUAUGAUUGGUCGGAAGAGGAAAAGAACAUAGACCUUCUCGUAAAAGAACGAAUGGAUGCCAUCAAAAAAAUUGUUCAAUACGUGCAAGAAUUCAAAACCGAAAAAAUAGAUGAUCUCGAAAAAAAAUCAAUGGAAAUAAUAUCCGCCAUCAAGGAUUCCGUUGACAGGGAAGACCAGACGGCCGUGGAAUUAAUGACAAAACAACUAAAAAAUCUCAACGAACGACUCACACGACUAACCGAUUUCAUCAGUCUUCUUUUGUCGCAAACGACUGCCGAGCGUUAUUCUAUCGUCAUAAACCUUUUAAGUUCGAUGCAAGGUAUGCGCAAUGAGAUGGCUCAGAUAAGAAAGACUAUAAUUGAGCAUAACGACGCCGGUUUGGUUCACGGCGAUAUUCAAGAUUUGGAAUCCAAGAUCACCGAAUUCACCGAUAAAUUGUUGACGGACGACUCCGCGCUCUCAAAAGCUUUGAGACAGAAGCACGCGAAACUAUUACUCACCAUCCAAAACAUUCGUAUCGCUCUGGCCGAAAAUAAACUUCAGAUGGCCGCCUAUCUGAGUCCAUCCAGUCCGACUUCUCCGUCUUCCGCCGAUUUCGAGUUCGAUCGCCUGCAGAUCACCGUGCAAGGUAAACUAGACUACUUCCACUCCUUGCUUGCCUCCCCUCCUAUUUACAUGAUCGACACCGAUUCCGAAACUGACGAACCCGAACGCGUGCACGGUCUGACCUGCAAUGAUGAUCACGUCGCGGAAUUCACCGAACGUUAUAAAUCCAUCGAAUCGGAACUGACCGCUUUCGAGAGGAGUCUGUGGGUGGAAUUUUGGUUGAAAAGCGAGCCCGCCAAGAAAUCUCGUGGUGAAGAGGUGGCUGAAAAGAUAAAAGAGAUGGAGUCGAAAUUUGCUUCCAUCAAGGAUCUAAUCGAAGAAAGAAAACGAGAUCUUCAGGUGAUAAAGGAAGGAAGGGAGUUCGCGAAGUCCGUUCAUUCAAUUCGGGAUCAACUCGACAACGUCAAAGGUGAAAUGAGAAGAGGCAACACCACCACCGAUGCUUCAAUUCAUAAGUUGGACGAUCACAUGGUGGAAGCACAAAAAUUGAUCGACGACGUCAAAGCUUCUUAUGCUCAUCUGAUAUCUCCCGAGGCAAGCGACCAAAGAUUUAGGGAAUUCUUCGACAAACAAAUCGAGCAGUUUACGCGCGUUCAGGCCUGGAUAAACGAGGUUCGCGUUUGGUUCAAGGAGGCCGAACGCAUACGUGUUUGGAUUGACGAGCGCAUCAAUAUCCUGGACAACGUUCCACAGAUAGAUGUCUACCAGGAGGGUGAAGCCCCCGCGACUCAAGAACAAGUUGACGAAUGGCAGAAGGAGUACGAGGCGCUGGAGAGAGAAACUGAAAAAUUUGACUCCGAAGAUAUGACGCGUCUAAGAGCUCACGUGAAAAAUAUAAUGGGCGCAGACAUGACUGCUUCAGAUUCCAUGUCUCCGGCUGAUGCAAUGACCAUCUCAAUCACUCUACGAACAUUAACUAUUUUAGAUCAAUUGAUAGGAAUGUUGAAACACCGUGAAAACGAAUUGGAGGUGUUGGCUUUACGCGUGCAUUGGGAACGUGAAUUCGGAAAUGCGAUGAACAUCUGGCAUCGGAUAAAGGACGAAAUUAAAUCUUUUGUUCUCAGUCAAGGUAGAUGGAAACCUCCGGUCUCGGCCAGAGACGAUGGAUGGUUUGUAAACGCCACACAGCCUAGUCAGCGUGAUGUCACACUCGAAGCACAAUCCAUCGAAAAGAAUAUAUCCGACUUUGAGAACGACGUGAUUCCACCAACUGGUGACAUAUUUUUUGAGUUGACCGAGGUCUCGCAGGUUGAAGUUCCCGAUUAUUUGAUCGAAAGGCAGGUGAAUCUCGAAGAAGGGGAUCUGAAAGAAUUGAAAUCUUACAUGGCCUUCGCAAAAGACGUGCUAACGCAACGACAGCAAGCUUUAGCCUACGCUGAUGAUUCCGAAUAUGCUUACGCCGAUGGUAAGAAACUACGAGAUGAAUUGGUGAUCGAAGAAUCUAAUCCACGAGGUGGAUCGGUUGAAAAGAAAUUUAUCGCUCGUGUCAUCGAGUUGAACCAGCGUGUCGAAAGAUCGUGGAGUUCCAUGACCUCUUUAAUAAACUAUCCCGAACAUCCCGAUCACGAAUCGUCGGAAAAUGACACCGUUCGCGAAGGCGUGACCGUCUAUCACAAGAAGUUGGAGGUCCUGCUUCAAGAGACCAAUGAAGCUCUGGAGAAUUACAAACGUGCCCUGAGAUUCGUGGAGAUGGCAAACGAGUACAAGAGUGAGGCUGCUCGCCUGGAAGAUUGGAUUGCCAAGAAAGACAAGUUUGUGGUCAAUCGUAAAUUUGAUGUUUUCCGCGAACCAUGCAAAUUCACCGCCAAAGAUGUUGAGAGCUAUGUUGCCGAGAAUUCUCAGGUGGUCAUGGACGUGCAUAACUUUGACCAAGAGGAACUCAAGGUUCUUCGCGAAAAGGUUGCCGCCCUCGUGGCUGACGUGAAAGCAGUGGGAACAAAAUGCGUCAACACCGACGAGUUGGAUGACAUGAUGAAAAACCUUGAUAAGAAACUCGACGGACUUCGAGAUAACAUUCAGAUUCUACGAUCACGCGAACCUGACGAGGUGGAUGCUGCUCAGAAACGUCUUACCUGGGAGGAUUCAUACAGGACCUCCAGCGAUUUCAUUAAAUCUUCUUUGAAGGAAAUAAAAGGUUUCAUGGCAGACAAGGCCUCAUGGAAAAUAAAAACUCCCGAAGACGUGGAUGUGCAUCAAGCUCUUUCCCUCGAGUGUGCAACCUUCGAGGAAAAUGUUAAAAAGUUUGCGUCCGACACCAUUCCCACCAACAAAUCGAAUUACGACGCGUUCAUCGAAGCCAGUGAAAAGUUGUCCGACCGGGAACGCAGGACUCCAAUUGAAGACCGUCAAUCCAAACUUGAAAUCGACCUGGCUAAGCUUAAUGAUCAUGUCUCUUUCGCUCGUGAACUCUUGCUUCAACGUGCUGCGGCGGUAGAAUAUCAUGCGGAGGCCACGAACCUGGAUAAAAUCUCACAUGAAAUUAGGAAUAACUUGAUCCAUGCCGAGAAAAAUGUUUCCUCGGGUCCAAGUGAAAUUGACUUUGAGACAAAGAUUACGGAAUUCAACCAGGCCGUCGACACCUUAUGGGACGAACGCGGAUCCAAGAUCCCAUACCCAACCAGUCCUAUCAUGGAUGAAGUGAAGAUAACGAAAAACAAUCUGAUCGAAGAAUCCGCGAAGAAACGCCUUUCAACUUUGCGAUCUGCGGGAGAUGAGUUGGAAAAAUUGUACGAGACUUAUCAAUCCUCGCUCGCUCUUCAAAAACGCUCUAACGAGUGCCUAGAGAACGCAUCACGUUUGCAAGACUGGAUAGCGGAUCGAUUAAGGAAUCUCAAUGGUCGUAAAGUCGAUCCCCUUGCUCAAGAGUGCACGUAUGAUGAAUCACAAGUUCUGAAAAUGCAUGAAGAACACGAACAAUUCAAACAAGAGAAUACGCGAGUUGAUGUAGAGGAGAUUGGUCAGGCCCGUCGUGAUCUUGAGUUGUUGCUCGAAGAUAUUAAGAAGGCAAAUUGUAAAAGCGUUGGCAAGAAACCAAUUCGCGAAGCUCUGGACAAUCUUGACAAGAACUUUGGUGAUCUACAAAAAUUGUCAUCCCUGCAUCAACUUGAUCUCAAUGUGUUGCAAGCUCGCGCAAAAUGGGAAGAUCAAUAUGGUCCGAGUACCUCCGCCCUUGUCGACUUGGAGAAUCAAGUAAACGAUUUUAUCGCGAGCAAAGCGAGAUGGACCAAAGAAAGUGCACAUCCCGAAACCGACCUACAAGAGGAAUUUGCUGAUUUGAAACAAAAAGUUUCCGAAUUUGAGGGCAAACCGUUAUCUGCAAUCAAAAAAUCGUACAACGAAAUGGCCGACUCAAUGAAAUCCUAUCUCUCAACGCAUCCCCCUCCGCAACAUAUUAUCGACCGCCAACUUGACCUCAACAAGAAAUUCGACAACCUCGUUGGACGUACAGAUCUAGGCAAACAGGUAUUGGAACAACGUGACGCAAUAAAUGCCUACCUUAGUCAAGCCGACACUGUAGAAGAGGAAGGGAACACACUGAAGGCCCUGCUGAAAUCUGCUGAACAGAAAGGUGAAGCUGACCCCGGUUUUAAGGAAAAACUCGCCACCUUUGGCGAACAUCUGAACAACUUGAAGAAUGAUUUUGCCGCGAGAAUCCCUUAUCCCACAGAUGCACUGCCUGAAGAGGACGUAAACGCACCGAUAAAACAGGUUGUAGACUCCCGUUUACGGGAGAUCGAUUCACUAUCGAAGGAGCUGGAGAACUUGCUAGCCUCAUAUAAAGAAACGAUGAAACUUUCGGAAGAGCUUGACAACGCCUGUUCUGAUGCGAAAAAACUUGAAGAUGAGUUUGACCAUUUUAUUUUCAAAAAAGCUUGGUGGCAAGCGCAAGAAUCUCCCGUUGCCGAGAGUGCUAUAGACCCUGUAAUCAAAGAACUAUCUGACGAAUUGAAAAUUAUUAACAAGAAGAUCGCGGACUUUGAGAGCACGAAGCUUAGAUCUGCGAACGGUAAAUUUGACGAAUAUCGAAACGCGACGAAUGCGAGCGGAAAACCUGUUCCAGAACAUGUUGAGAAUAAGCAUAAGCUGGUGAACGAAUUGCUGCAAGGGUUGAGAUCAGUGGAAGGUUGUGCAAAGGAGGUCAUCGAACAAAGAGAAUGUAUCAUGCAAUAUAUGUCCAAAGGCGCCAAUAUGGAAAAUGAGGCGCAAAAGAUUCAACAGGUCCUAUUAACCAACGAACCGAGUUCGCCCGGAGGAGAAGGAAACACCGUUUCUACGGCGGUCAACAGCUUUUUGGGUAGAGUCGAAGAUUUGUGGAACGAAGUUGCGUCGCGAAUCACGUAUCCCACAUGUUCAGUACAAGGUGAUCGAGACCGAACCGGUCGCGCGGAGGAUUGUAAUUCGAUGGUUCGCGAGGCAGUUGAGGCACAAGAUAAUUCUCUCAAGUCAUUGGCAAUUAGCCUGAACGAUCUCCUAUCCACGCAUCAAAAUGUAUUGCGCCGCAAGAAGAUGAUUGAAUCUUACAUGAAUCAGGCUGAUAAAGUCGCCGCAUGGAUUCAACCAAGAAUGGACAUGUUGAAGAGCAUCCUCGAAGACGAUACCCUGGGGGAUCUGUCAGAAGAUCGGUUGCGUGAAAAACUCAUUAGCGAAGUUGAAGCGGUCGAAGCUGCGCGACAAUCAUUCCAUAACACAUUUGAUUUUGCCAAAAAUUUAUCCAACAAAUUAAUCGAAGAUAUGACCGAAGAGGUCAAAAAAGGUGGCGAUGAUAUCGAUGACAUCAAGGCCGAUCUUGAACAAGUUCUCUCUCGUUCGCGAGAAAUUGAUGAUCUGUGGAACGAAUUACAAGUCAAUGUUCCAAAUGCAAAACAAAGAAUAGAUCAGGCACUGCAGGUCGUAGAUUUCAAAGGAAAGGUCAAAGGAGUUUUCGAAAAGAUAGAAGAUUUAUCCAAUACGAUUUCAAAUAAACCGGUAGAAGAUAUAUCCGAUGCUGACAUGAAAGACUGGAAGAUCAAGUUGAACUCGCUCGAACAGACAGAUCUCUUCACUCUAAUUAAACUUCACGAUGUGGUUCAGGGAAAUCUGAGAGAAAACUUUAGUGCAUUUAGCGACAAGGAAUCCAAGAAACUUGAAGAACUUUUGAGUCAAGUCGCCAAUGCUAUAGGAGCCUUGAAACAAUCCAUGAGCAAGAGAAUUGAUGAAGUAGAAGCCUAUCGAUCCGCAGAGAUUUCCAAAGCCUUUAUGAAUCGUGUAAUGGACCUACAGCGGUGGAUUGAUUCAUCGAUUUUGUCCUUCCAGAAUGCCAAACAGAAUCACGGAAUAAUGGUGGAGAAUUCCAGCGAUCUAAACACCAAGAAUUUUCAUAACCUGAAAGAAACUUUUGAAAUCUUCAACAGCCAACUACCCGACCGGAGGGACGAACUAGAAAGCAUUCGCUCGGAAUUCAACGAUAUAAGAUCAAAGGAAAGCGUUCUGGAAUUGGAUGAUAUAAUUAAUUGGCAGUCUUACCUUGAAGCUUCAUGGGAAAAACUUGAGGCGUCCGCUGAUUCCCUUAAAGAAUUCAACGAAAAAGUUGCGCAAUGGUAUGAUCAACACGAGGCCAUAUAUCGUAUCGAAAAUGAGAUAUUUGAUGGAUUAGAGUCUCGCAUUAAGUCAUUGUUGAACGUGGGCUUUGAUAAGUUGGAAGUAGAGGUUAAGGAGUUGGAUGAAAGCAUCAAAACAGCUUCCGCAAGACUCAACGAAAUCAAGAUCGCGGUCGAUCAAAUUUAUGACACUCCGGGAGACGACAUUGAUGGAUCCAAUAGACGGAACUUUGAUAUUCAUUUCAAUGAAGCGGUCGGAAGACUUGGGUCAUUGGAUUCGUCAUUCAAAAAGGCCCUUCAAGAAGCGUACAAUGCUUCACAGGUGGCGGCAUUUCACGCGGUUGCGAAUAAAAUCAUCAGCUCCUGUCGCGAAGGAGCGGCCGUUGUCGAGAAUAGGCAUGACGAACUUGAUCGUAGCGGUUAUUAUGCUCUAGAGGUGGAUCCACUUGAGACCAUUCUCCGAGGCGCCAUUGACGGGUACACACAGAGCGAGGAGAAUUUGAGAAAAUAUGAUCAACAGGUUCACGUCGACCUGAAGCAAGAGAGGGAUAAGUUGAUUGAGCAGAAUCCGGAAACCAACAGAGACCGUGUGUCAAACAUCUUCGAUAAGGUUACCACAGCCCUAGAACAAUUUUCUGAUGCUGUCGCGCUCGAACGUCGCGAGCUUGAACUUGUGCGCAGAAUUUAUGCACAUGCCAAGGCAGCCCAAGACAUCCAAAAUUGGAUAUCAUCAUGUAAAAGGGCGGUACUGAAUAUUCAAGUUGACGCGCUCGAUCAGGAGGAUGAUAUAUGCGAUUUGGAAGAAAAGGUCGCCAGUUUCCAGAACACCAUCAAUGCAUUCAAGGACAUGAGCGACCGAGUUCUCAUGCCGGAAGCGGAUAGCGCUGGCAUUACUGACCCUCAACCAGAAGAGUCCAAUCCUAUGAUAAAAGAGUCAGUCCAAGCUCGGUCCUAUCACGUGAUAGAUGAUUGGAACGGACUUAAGGAAUUAUUAAAUCAUUUGCGAAUAAGCCUCGACGCGUCAAAGGAAAAACAAGAAAUUCUACGCACAAUAAAGGACAUACAAAAUGCCAUCGAGCAAGUUAAAGAAAGAGUAUUAAACAUCGAAUCCUUCAUAACCGGCGAAGGUGUACCCGGACUGCCAACGAUGGAUGAUGUGAACAAUGGGGAAAGGGAACUCGAUGAAAUUCAGGCCGAAGUUGAUCACAUACUUGCACCCAGAAUCGAUGAUUUGGAUGAUAUGCUAAGUAACUUGACAGAUCGCGAUGCCAGCUAUAUCCAACAACGAGCCGUGAUCGCAAAAUUAUUGACUAGCCUUGCGGAUAGCAUCGAAAAUAAGAGAUCUCAACUCAAAGAGGCACAAAAAUUGGCAAGAUUUGGUACCAAGGCAGACGAGAUGAGUGCAUUAAUGAGAUCAUUGCUCGAAGUGGUUGAUAUUGCGACCUCAACCACGGACACGCCGCUUGAAUUCUUGCCUGUUAUCGAAUUGCAGUCACGUUCAAUCGAACUCGAAACCAAAUACGAAUAUUAUCAACCCAAGAUAGAUCAGAAAUUUUUGGAGGCGCAACAGAUGGCGGAACCGAUGAAAGACGAUUGGCGAGUUGAGGAUCGCCUGGGAAUUCUCAGGGAACAAUGGAACGAAUUAAAUGAGGUCGCUUUGGCUAAGAAGGAAGAUCUAAAACGCCUCCUGUCCGGACAAAAGAUAUCAAGGACGAGACAUGGGCGUUCCAACUCUCAAAUAAUCACAGGUAGUAAAGCAUUUUCCUCCAUAAAAUCCAGUCGUUCAUCAACUAGACCCCCCUCCAGAAACACCCUUACCCCCAAAACAUCGUCGUCAUCACUAAGGACAGGCAGGUAUCGAACACCGGGAUCACGACCCGGGUCGGAAACACCAACGGGGCGUACACCAAGUCCAGGCGGUACUCCGGGAUCGCCGAGGCGCCCACCGAUUAGAUUACUACCACAUUCAGUAAACCAUUAUGUCCCGGAUCCAGAUAACCAACUCGAUGUCGAAGUUGCUCGGAUAGUGAAUGCCUGCCCGGUGAAGAUCAAAGUUUCCAUGGUUGAAGGUGAACCCGGGAAGUACAUGUUUGGUGAAGUAGAACCGAAACUCUGUUAUUGCCGAAUCCUGAGAAGUCGCAUGGUCAUGGUUCGGGUCGGAGGAGGUUGGGCCGAGUUGUCAAAGUACGUACCGUUAAUUCGGAAUAUUGCGUAA
This is a messenger RNA of Acaulospora colombiana, 9447 nucleotides long. The record is from the annotation of a GenBank genome assembly. Lineage: Eukaryota; Fungi; Glomeromycota; Glomeromycetes; Diversisporales; Acaulosporaceae.